Molecule: messenger RNA, 1518 nt
Organism: Hyalella azteca
Lineage: Eukaryota; Metazoa; Arthropoda; Malacostraca; Amphipoda; Hyalellidae
Gene: Aldh7A1
Product: alpha-aminoadipic semialdehyde dehydrogenase-like
Exons: 10
Coding region: 7-1488 (493 amino acids)
Molecular function (GO): aldehyde dehydrogenase (NAD+) activity
Source: RefSeq, a predicted model, not a curated record
UCAGCCAUGUUAGCGUCACUCGUGCCAGUGGCAGCUGUGUGCCGGGCGCUGCGAGUUAAAAUUGUGCAUCGCUCUUCGAUUAGAGCCAUGAGUUCCGCGGAUUAUCUAAUAAAUGACCCUAAAUAUUCUUUUCUGAAGGAGCUAGGUCUUCAGGAAGAAAAUAAAGGCGUUUACAACGGCACUUGGUUUGGCAAUGGAGAGUCGGUGACGUCAUUAUGUCCGGCCAAUGAGCGGCCAAUAGCGCGCGUGGUGCAGGGCAAUCUGGCCGACUAUGAUGCGGCCGUGACUGCUGCCCAGGAGGCAUGGCAGGUGUGGGCCGACAUCCCGGCCCCCCGACGUGGGGAGAUCGUCCGGCAGAUCGGGGACGCCCUGAGGGCCAAGCUCACGCCCCUCGGCAAACUGGUGGCCCUUGAAGGGUGCAAGAUUCUCCCCGAGGGGAUUGGGGAGGUGCAGGAGUACGUAGACAUCUGCGACUACGCCGUGGGGUUAUCUAGGACCCUCGGGGGUUCUGUGUUCCCCUCGGAGCGCCCCGGCCAUGCACUCAUGGAGCUGUACAACCCCAUGGGGGUCAUUGGGAUCAUCAGCGCCUUUAACUUCCCCAUUGCCGUCUUCGGUUGGAACAGCGCCAUUGCUAUGGUGUGCGGCAACACCUCCGUCUGGAAGGGCGCCCCCAGCACCCCGCUGGUGUCGGUAGCGACCACCCGCGUGGUGGGGGAGGUUCUCACCCGCAACGGCGUCCCGGGGGCGGUGGCGGCGCUGUGUUGUGGGGGCGCUGAUGUGGGCGCCGCCAUCGCCAGGGACAAGAGGAUCCCUCUAGUGUCCUUCACCGGCAGCACCGCCAUCGGCAAACAGGUGGGGGUGACGGUUCAGGAGCGGUUCGGCCGCCACAUCCUGGAGCUGGGCGGUAAUAACGCGAUCCUGGUGGACCGGGACGCGGACGUGGACAUGGUGGUCCGCGCGACGCUCUUCGCCUGCGCCGGCACCGCGGGACAGCGCUGCACCACAACCCGCAGGCUUAUUGUGCACCACAGUACUGUGCAGGAGCUGGGGGGUGAGUGCUGUGCAGACUGUGCAGGAGCUGGGGGGAGCUGGGGGGUGAGGCUGUGCAGACUGUGCAGGAGCUGGGGGGUGAGUGCUGUGCAGACUGUGCAGGAGCUGGGGGGCAAAAUCGAGAUCGGAGGUCGUCGCAUGGACAGACGAGGCUACUACGUGGAGCCCACCAUCGUCACGGGUCUGCCCCAUGACUCCCCCAUCGUCCACAGGGAGACCUUCGCCCCCAUCGUCUACCUCGUCAGUUGUCCGUCCCUAGACGACGCCAUCGUCUGGAACAACGAAGUGGAACAGGGGCUCUCAUCGUCACUCUUCACGCAGAACCUGGGCAACGUCUUCCAGUGGCUGGGCCUAAAAGGCUCAAUUAUAUUCAUCUUGAAAAAUAACCUUAUGUGUUUCAGAGUUACUGCGAUCGAACGUCUCCUAUUUUCUUUCUAAAGAAAAAAAAAACUUUUUUUUUUGCAAUAG